Messenger RNA from Nematostella vectensis (starlet sea anemone), 5748 nucleotides. Its product is annotated as trichohyalin. Bases 352 to 4341 code for a protein of 1329 amino acids. The record is from RefSeq and is a predicted model, not a curated record. The transcript has 29 exons. Lineage: Eukaryota; Metazoa; Cnidaria; Anthozoa; Actiniaria; Edwardsiidae.
AUCACAGUAGUAAUUGUUCGUGACAAGUAGUAACGAUCGACCUGAUAUUUGGCGGGCAGCAGAAGAAUUUGAAUAUUCCUCUGAAAAACAGGGAUAUCAAGGGCCUCAAAAAGUCAGAGCUCAUGCUGUUUUAUUUAGAAAAAGGACUUAAAUCAUAUAUUGCGACGGCAAGACUUGUAGGAAGGGGAUAAAAGUAUAGGGGACUUGUCAGUGUUCGCGCGUCUACUCGUGUGUCCUGAAUUUGGACGAAGUGCGUUUGCCAACGCAAAGAACUCCUUCGAGAUAUCUUGAUCUACGAACUCUAGAAAUUCAACUUUGAGAAAUCAUUGCUGAUGGAAUAAACAAUCUACAAUGGAUGAUAACAGUUAUCAUUCAGAAUCUGUGUGUAGUGAUGACACUGAAUACCUCUUAGGGCAAAAUGUCUCGAUUAGAGAGAUUGAAGACGUUGAAGUGCCAAUUCAAGAGGUCUCCAUAAACAAAGCCUCACUGAAGUACACUCGUCACACACAGGGUUUAUCAGUAGGAAAACAAAGAGAAAUUAGAACAACAGUAAGACAAGCAUCAAGUAAAAAAGAGAAGAAUUACAGAGUUAGCGAGAAACAACAUGGAGAUUUUAAAUACAAUGAGGACUUUGUAAGUUCUAACAUAGUAAGACCUUUAUCUCCUAUUGUGGCUAACUUGGAAUUUAUUGAAGAUGUUGAAAAGAAAAGGCACAAGAGUAGAACUUUGCUGAAUAAACAAAAAGAGCUCUCAAAGCCAACUCACCAUCAACACAAAAGGCAACCGAGCCCAGGAAACUGCAGUGGUGCAAGAAUAAUACCGUCAGAACAACAAGCAGAGAUGGUGCAACGUGGGCGAAUGAUUAAAAAGCUGCCUAUGGAUGGUUCACAAGGCAAUAAACCAAAUUUUCAUUCCAACUGGAGUCCACAUGGACCAACCAAUCACUAUAGUGAUCAUGGUUACGAGGGCGAUGUAGACAUGCAUACUCCAGAGCCGGCAGAUGUUGGUAGCAUUGCCUCAGAGGCAACUGAAGAUUUACUGCAAGGCAAGGACGACCUGGAUGGAUCUGUCAUGGAAAAGCUCAAAGAGUUGAACCUCGCUGUUAAUUAUGAUGAGCAAUCAAAUGAAUUUUUCGAUGAUAAAGUCAAGGAGGGAGCGGAAUUAUUGUCCAAGCUUUUUGGUGGAGCUGUUGACAACUAUUACAGUUCACCAAGUUUGAGCAACAGUGGGAAUUCUAAGAACUCUUCUUCACCAAGAUCUAACAGUGCUUCAAAAGGCGAAGAGAGAAUAAAUAUCAGUAACACAAGCAGCAAAAUGGGCAGCUACACUACGACCAAUACCAUAAGCACAGCUCAACAACCAUUCAUUGAGACGAGCAAAAAGAAAGGAAAAGUCUCUUUCGCCACUGAUGAAAGUAGCUCUUUCGAUUCAUCUGUUCACGCCGCCACUAAAAGCCAACGGCUUUCAACGACCCAGGACUAUGGUAGAGCCCAGAGGGAAGAAAACAGAUACCAUUCUGCAAAUCACAGCGAAUUUGUGCGAGAGACCAGCGCUCUGCGCGCUGCCAUGGAUUAUAGCAAUGAAUCCGAACAACAGAGUGGGUCAUUCGGGCAGGAGAGUUCACCUUCGACAAGCCUGGAUUCACAGAGGGUCAGUUACCCCAGUACAAGCCCCAAAUACAAGCAAGGCACUGAGAAAGAAGUGAUACAUAAAGAUGAAGGUUACGCUCUGGAUCCAAGAUUUAGGGUGGAGAGAUACUCAAAAAGCAGUGCUCCACAUAUCGAGAUUCCAGCGAUAUCACCCAAUAACAACCGAUCUCGACAUGAAUUUGCGACAUCGACACCACAAAGGAAUCGGCAGCAGACGAACUCCCCAACCAGACCUUACCAGAUUGCAAAAGAAGAUCUUGAACGUAAAGCGCUGUUUGAGAAAAAGUUACAGGAAACUGAAGGCAAGCUAGGGCAAAGCAUUCAAGACCUUCGGGACAUAGAGUUUGAUAUCGAAGAGGCUACUUCUAGGAGAAAGUUGGCGAUCCAAGAGGCUGAUUUACUUACAGAACAAUUAAAGCACGCUAAAGCUGACAUCAAGUCUUCCGAGAACCUCGCGGAAGAGUACCGGCAGAGAGCAACAAAAACUAGGUCCGAGUUGAUGGAGUUGGAAGUGGAGCGAGAUGCAGUCCAACAAGAGAUUAAGGACCUUAGCACCAUGCUACAGAGACAGAAGCAGGACACUGCCGAGGCGGUUCAAGUUGAACGCAAAAACGAACGUAAAGUGAUGGAGCUAACGCUAGAGCGGGAUAAGCUACUUAGGGAAAUGGAGAGCUCUAAGACGCGCCUGGAACAGCUCGAGGUGAGGCUGAAAAGCGAGAAGGACACCUACUGCGACAAGAUUAACCACCUACAGGAUCAGCUGAUCGAGGAGCAGAGAUCUGCCAAGGAGAACGUAGACAGGCUUAAACAGCAACUCGAGACCGAGCGCCAAAACGCACGUGACUCGCACUACGAGCGAAUCCACUCGAUGCACAAACUCCAGGACGAGGCGAAGGAGAUGCAGCAGAAAGAGAUCGAGGCGGUACGAGUGCGCAUGCUCAGAGAGAGGGAGCUCGAGAUAGAGAAAGUUCAGGAAAAAGCAAGACGUGAAGCCGAUAACUUGGAAAGAAAAGUUCAGGAUGCAGACUACCGCUCGGAUCAGCUGGAAAAAGCCUUACGCGAACGCGAGUCCGAGAUUGAACAAUUGAGGGAGAAAAUCGUGGGGGAGAAACAGAACGUGUACGAGAGCGAGCUUGGAUGGAAAGAAGCGUUAGAGAAACAGGAGGCCUAUUCUCGGGCACUCAAAGCCGAGGUUGAUAAUCUCAAAACUAGAGAGAUUGAAAUCCUCGAGAAACAAAGACAUUUAGAAGAGAAUCUUGAUGACAAAACCGAGGAGUUAAGACGGCUGGACGAGAAGAGCUUUAGUCAAGCUGAAGAAUCAAGUAAAAUACUAGAGGUAUGCCCCACCAAGCAAGCGUUUAAACCCGAGAACAAAGAAGAUGAAAUCCAGAUGCUUCGAUCAUUGGUCCGCCAGCAGGAAGACGCGACUCGACUUCUUGGGGAAAAACUCAGAAACGAGGCACAAGAGCAUAUUCGUAGUGCGUUGACUAAGGAGCGCGAUUCGAUGGACAAGGAGCGCGAGAGGUUCAACCAGAAACUCGACGAGACGCGGCAACACUACGAGGACGUGUUACGGCAACUUCGCGACGACUUGGAGGAGGAGAGACAAGGACAUCGGCAUCUACAGAAUGCACUUCACAAGAUGAAAAUGGAAAUGGAGAAAUUCCGCCAGCUUCACUUGCAAACUCAAGAGGAGAAAGUGAACGCUGUAGCACAACUGAGAUCCGAAUCCAAGGAACAAAUUAACCGGCUUAAAGACAAAAUCGAGGAGCUCACUGUCGUCACCGACAAGGUCGAGAGAGACACUGUCUUGGAGAUCAACGAGGAGUGUCGACGUGUGGCCAAUCUAAUAGGAAAAUCCCCUAAUACCACGCCCAUCAGACCCAAUAGUAGUUUUAAUGGUGAAAGUCCCGGAUCGAAAAUAGGCAGCCCAACCAGAGAUGCCCUUGCAAAUCUUCGUUCCUGUAAUGCGGAGCUUAGACAGAGCUUACUUGAAGCAAGGAAAGAUCUCGAGAUCCACCGGAACACGCCCGUGAAAACAGAGCCAAGCUCAGAGCUAACUCAACAACAAAUGGCAUUCUUCAAGAAAACUAUAAAAAACAAGGAUGAUGAGAUUGCGCGACUCAGGAGACAACUACAGGAAGAAGUCAACAAAGCGAGUAUACAGAGCAGAACAGAGAAAAUGUCGCUUCAAAAGACGAUUGACCGACUUGAGAGAGAAUUGAGGGACACAAAACGAGUUAAUUCGAUUACAUACAGUCCCCGUCUCAAUGGUAUUUCCUCCCCUCAAGAAAACACUAGUGGACUAGGCACUAGCUUGAGCUCGAACAACGCCAGCCCAAGGACUGGGGACGACAAUAGUACAACAAAACUCUUACGUCAUCUGCAAGGCCGUGUUAAACAGCUGCGCGCGCAGAACGAGAGCAUGCGCAGUGACUCACUCAACGACAGUCAGACCAGCAUCUACAGCGACUCGGUUGAUAAUCUCGAUGAGACAGCAAAAACAAAGAAGCUGCAAGAAGCUCUACAGGUUUCAGAGCAAAGAGCGCAGCAAAACUCCGCCAUGUUGAGCCAAAAGAUGAUGGAGAUGACGAAGCUACAAAAGAUGCUGACUCAUGCCACAAAGGAAAACAUGAAGUUGGAGCGGGCUUAUGCGUCACUGCAGCGAAAAAUAAUCGAUGCCUCCUCGUGAAGUCCUACCUAUAGACCGAUCAGUAUUUUUUGAAAUGGGGAGGGGGGGGAGUUCGCUUUUUGGAGUAAAAAUAAAGAAACAUGCAUGCCCUUCGGGUAAAAUGAAUUCUUGCAUUGUUGGAUCCAAAGAGAAAAGCCCUAUUACAUGACAGCUCAAAUGAACUCACCCCUCCCUAAAAUAUUUGAAUAACUUGAAUGGUCGAUUCCUUACAAUAUAUGAAAUACAGUAAUUCAAAUAUAGAAUAUUUAGUAGUUACACACUGCUUGUACUGUUAAUGUGGAUAUUAUCUCUCUCGUCUUCGCGCAGUUUCUUGCCUUCUGGCGCGCUUUGUAUUAUUCCUGAGCAGUUUAUUAUAUACGCGUGUUUUUAUGUUUUACAAUGCAACUGUCCACGUUUACAGUAUCAAAGAUGGACCAAAGUGUUUUUUGCUCCAUUUUUGCGAUAGCGACCAUAUUUAGGCGAUGCAUCUAGAUAAUUCUAGGAUACUUGUGUACGCAUGUAUAUAGUUUUUAACCAGAAUUCUUCUUACAGUCUAGCUCGAUUAAUGAAUUUUUUGUAGAAUCUGCUAAAAUAGAGAUGCCGUUUAGCUACCACUUAGAAAUAGAAAUAGAUAGAAAUGUAAAUUCAAUCAGUGUUCUUUUUAGUUUAACACUGUUUCUACCAAAAGGUGUUUUGUGUUAAUUAUAUAUUUUUGAAUAUUUGAUUCCCUGUUUUACUGCGAUUUAUGUGGAUUUCAUUGGGCCUUUUUACUAUUUAAUCAUAAUACUUUGUUUGGUGAAUUUAUUUGAGUUGUGUUGAGUGUUGUUUUGAGUUGUGUGUUACCAUCAUAUGGUUAGGAUCUUCUAGGGUUAAUAUUACCUACAAUCCAUUAAUCGAUUGGAAGCAAGAAAAAUCGAGAGACCAGAUUGUUUUAAUGCUAUAAUACAGAUUUCAAUACUAUACAUAUUUAUCAUAUUUUCUCGCUUGCUACUCGAAAAUUGUUUGAGGUCACCUUAAAAUGCAUAAUUCUGGUGAAGGACAAAGGUCAUCACGGACUUACAGGCAUUAACAACGCACAGCGUUUUAUAGUAAUUGUGGUUAUCGGAUAUGAAACAGAAUCUUGAAUAGUUAAAGUAUAAAAUUGCCUAGAAAUUUUAAACCUUGAUGGAUAAUGUGCCCUUAAAUGAGAUUGGUGAUAAUUCUAGUUGUUUUAAUACUAGUCGUAUUGGAUAUAAUUCAAUGUAAAAUAAUUCUGCCUAAUAAUAAUCUAUGUCUGGGUUUAGCUAUAACUUGGAAUUUUUUAAACCGAUUAUAUUAACCCUUGUAGUCCUGAUAACGUUGUAUAGUUUUUUAAGUUAUUGAUUAGACUCUGUCCAGGAGACUGUAUUUGUGUUAACAGUAAAAAUAAAACGCGAGAUUUAUCUUGAA